AAGUCGAAUAUUGCGCCUACUUCUAAUCAUCAUCCACCUCCUGUUUCUGAACCUCAAGCUGCUCCUGCCUUAAACACACAAUUGCCUCCUGCUUCAGAAACAUUAGAACCGCCAGUGGCAAAGCAAGAACUACAUGUUGAUUUAAAGGCAGAACAACCUCCGGCAUCAAAGCCGAAGCCACUUCCCAUUUCGAAAAAAAACCCACCGCCUCCUUCAAAGGUACAGGCGCCACCUGCUUCAGAAACAUUAGCGCCUCCAGUGGCAAAGCAAGAACCACGUGUUAAUUUGAAGGGACAACCACCUCCGGCAUCAAAACCGAAACCACUUCCCAUUUCGAAGCCGAAUCCAGUGCCUCCUUCAAAGCCACAACCACCUCCGGCAUCAAAACCGAAACCACUUCCCAUUUCGAAUCCGAAUCCAGUGCCUCCUUCAAAGCCACAACCACCUCCUGUUGCAGAACCGCAACCUGCUCCUGCCUUAAACACACAAUUGCCUCCUACUUCAGAAACAUUAGAACCGCCAGUGGCAAAGCA
Messenger RNA from Rotaria socialis, 533 nucleotides. The record is from the annotation of a GenBank genome assembly. Lineage: Eukaryota; Metazoa; Rotifera; Eurotatoria; Philodinida; Philodinidae.